AUGACAGACAGAAGCCAGCAGGAGUGGGAGAUCAAGAGCAUCAUCGGUGAUCGAAAAUUCGAAGGUUCAUCAAUUUGUCAGUACUUGGUAGACUGGUUGCCAGUCACUGUCCACGAGACCGAGCUGAAGGAAUUGCUCGCCAGCACUAUCGAUGGUCACUGUUUGGAACACGAAGUUCGUCGCACGCAAUACCUGGAAGGACGACCUGGGUAUGUCAUGUUACACUGGGAGCCGAGCUGGGUAUUGUAUGAUCAUUGUGACACGGACGCUGCUGAAGCGUACUAUGCUUUGGCUGAUAUUGUUCGCAAAUGCCGCGAGUCGACUUCGUUUGUUGAGGGCACAAGUGGUGACUGGAAGAGAACCUGGAGGUUCCCAUGGCGAUCGGGUACCCAAGUAUGGGAGAAGCAGAAAUCUCAUGGCGAAGAUGGUCUUGCGGUGUGGACGAUGCUUCGGUUGGAUAUGAUAGGCUGA
This is a messenger RNA of Recurvomyces mirabilis, 471 nucleotides long. RefSeq lists its product as uncharacterized. Bases 1 to 471 code for a protein of 156 amino acids. The record is from RefSeq and is a predicted model, not a curated record. Lineage: Eukaryota; Fungi; Ascomycota; Dothideomycetes; Mycosphaerellales; Teratosphaeriaceae. The transcript is spliced from 2 exons.